GUCACUGAGAGUACUUCGUUAGAGGCGGUCGUGUUUUAAGAAUUGUUCAGACGGCCCAGAACACAUGUGUGAUACGAAAGUGAGCAGCAAUAUUUAUCGCGAAGAUUUCAUUGUUUCAUUUGUGUGACAUACGGAAGAAUUGUACACACGGUGGUGAGAAACUGUGCAGUGAGAGAAUUACGCCAAACAAUCAAUCAGUGCUGAGCAAAUCGCAUGCGCGCGACUUUUUUGCUCGGGGUUUGUGCAUGGUGAGAGAGUGGACCAGACCUGAAUAUACAGAGAAAAACAUUCGCCAAACGACCGUGAAUCGAUUAGGAUAGGAAGCACGUACGGUUUGAUGUUGUAAACUGGAUCCCGAAGGAAAAUUGAGUGUGUAAAGUUGUAGUGUGUUGUUUUUUGAGUUAAACUCUAGUGGAAAUACAGUGCGACACAAUGCCAUCGGAACCGAAGGUAUUCAACCCGCACCCGGAGGUGGCCAACAAGGCCUACAUCAAUACCAUGGAUCAGUAUCGGGAAUUCUAUCGACAGUCCAUCGAGAAUCCAGGCCAGUUUUGGAGUACUGUCGCGAAGCAGUUUCACUGGGAGACUCCCUGUGAUCUAAACAAUUUUUUCUCGUACAACUUUGACAUCUCCAAGGGGCCUAUUUUUGUGAAAUGGAUGGAAGGAGCUUCGACCAACAUUUCCUACAAUUUGCUGGAUCGAAACGUUAAGAAUGGACUAGGCGAUUCUGUGGCCUACUAUUGGGAAGGCAACCAUCCAGACGACUACAGUCGCCUGACUUAUCGCAAGCUGCUGGAGGAAGUUUGUCGCUUCGCAAAUGUCCUGAAAGCCCACGGAGUGCAGAAAGGCGACCGUGUGUCAAUCUACAUGCCGAUGACGAUGGAACUUCCGGUGGCAAUGUUGGCUUGUGCUCGUAUCGGUGCCGUCCAUUCGAUUGUGUUUGCAGGUUUCUCAUCGGACUCGCUGGCCGAGAGAAUGCACGAUUGUCAGGCCAAAGUACUGAUUACGGCUGAUGGUGCUUGGCGCGGGGAAAAGAUCCUGCAGCUGAAGGAACUUUGUGAUCAUGCUAUGGCAAAGGCGGAAGAGAUGGGACACCGCGUGGAAGCCUGUAUCGUCGUGGCACACAUCAACCGUGUUACUCCAGGCAAAGAAGGUUGGGAUGGGGUCUUUGAUACCCCAUGGACGGACGAUCGCGACUUCUGGUGGCAUCAGGAAAUGGAAGAUGCCGAACCGGCUUGCUACCCGGAAUGGAUGGCGGCCGAGGAUCCGCUGUUCAUGUUGUACACUAGUGGAUCUACUGGUAAACCGAAAGGUGUUCUACAUACAACAGCUGGAUAUUUGUUAUACGCAGCGACCACCUUUAAGAUUGUAUUCGAUUACAAACCCCAUGACGUGUACUGGUGUACCGCUGAUAUUGGUUGGAUCACUGGUCAUACGUACGUGCUGUAUGGACCAUUGGCCAAUGGAGCAACCUCGGUGAUGUUCGAAGGUACUCCCUUCUUUCCGGAUAAUGACCGCUACUGGGAGGUUAUAGACAAGUACAAGGUGUCCCAGUUCUACACGGCACCAACGGCGAUUAGGUCGUUGAUGAAAUUCGGUGAUGAACCAGUGUUGAAGCAUGAUUUGUCUUCGUUAAGAGUUCUCGGUAGUGUUGGAGAGCCCAUCAAUCCGGAAGCUUGGAUGUGGUACUACAAAGUUGUUGGCAAGGAGAAGUGCUCCAUCGUGGAUACGUUCUGGCAGACAGAAACGGGUGGACAUGUGAUAACUCCGCUUCCAGGGGCAACUCCUAUGAAGCCGGGUUCUGCUUCAUUCCCGUUUUUCGGAGUUAAACCAACGCUACUGGAUGAAAGCGGCAACGAAAUUACGGGAGAAGGUGAGGGAUAUUUAGUCUUCUCGCAGCCUUGGCCGGGAAUGAUGCGAACGCUGUUCAACAACCACCCACGAUAUGAGUCCACGUACUUUUCCAAGUUCAACGGAUAUUAUUGCACUGGUGAUGGAGCACGCCGCGACGCCGACGGUUACUACUGGGUCACCGGUCGCGUGGAUGACAUGUUGAACGUAUCCGGUCAUCUGAUGUCCACCUCUGAAGUUGAAUCGGUACUGACGGAACACCCGAGCGUUUCGGAAGCGGCCGUCGUCUCUCGACCGCACCCCGUCAAGGGUGAAUGUUUGUACUGUUUUAUCACCCCGAACCAGAAUGAAGUCUUCGACAAGACGCUAAUCAACGAACUGAAAGUGCUGGUACGGGAACGGAUCGGUCCGUUCGCCCAGCCAGAUGUGAUCCAGCAUGCUCCGGGACUGCCAAAGACCCGCUCCGGAAAGAUUAUGCGGCGGGUGUUGCGCAAAGUGGCCAUCAACGACCGGGACAUCGGAGACACUUCAACCCUGGCGGAUGAGGCCAUCAUCGAACAGCUCUUCGCCAACCGUCCGGUGGCUUAGAGGAGUUAACUCAACAUUGGGAUCUCAAUAAUGCUUUGCAUCAACUGUGAAACGUAGAAAUAUUUGGGCGAUUUUAUUCGAUAUCGGCCGGGACGAAAACAAACUACGAAUAUCCUAAUAAGAGAAAAACAUGCAACUGGACUUGGCUAGUAACGAAUUGCAGUAGGAAGACUAUCGCAAACGACUCGAGAAUGGUGCUAUCGGCGUAUUUUCAGGGGAUACCCUGGAAAGGGAUUAGAAAACAACAGAGAGAAAAACACUUAUAACAUAUAGUUAUUAUUAAAGAUGGUCUAACGUUGUUGAUAUGGGUAUACAGUGCAAAAAUUAAUUAGUCAGAUUUUAGCAUUUUAUCACUUACUGCGCAGGAUUCAAUGUUUUAACCAAAAUGUGUUACAAAGACAUCACAUUCCGAAAAUGCAAAACCUGUGGAUCUAUCAAAUGAAGCUCGUCGAUGUAGGUGUAAAUGUGCUUUGCAUAUUGUAUGUUUUAAAUAUUAGCUAUAAGAUUUGAUUUAGAUGCACGAGUUGUGCGAAAUAUCGUUUUAAAUGAAACUGUAGAUGUAAAUCUACUUAAAGAUGUAAAUCGAAUGAAACACUAAUGACACAAAUUUAUGCUUUUAAGACUAGAAGUCGUGCACAUAUUAUUCUUUUGUUAAUUAUUAUACCUUUUAUUUUAUGUCAAGUAGUUAAAUAAAAAACAACACAAACAUUUAAUCGCACCCUUUUAAUUUCACUUACAUAUCCCUUAUCAUAUUUGACACCAGACCACGGUUUCCUAUUAGCAGAAUCUAAGAACAUUACUCGCUCAUCCUGAUACAUAUCAUUUCCUUUACUGACAGCUGACUGGUAAAGGAAACAAUUAGUUGCUAGUGAACUCGAUUGCGAUCGUGAAAUCUGAUGCUUACAAAUAAUGCCAUGUCACAAAAUGGCUCAAGUAUAUAACCAGGAUAGGAUAGAUAACCAAAUAUUUACCACUUACUGCUGAAUAGCGGAAAAAAAGCACAUAUCAUUGGCGUGCCUGAGUCAGUAUCAUCGUGAUCAUUCAAGCCACCAGCAGAAAAAGCAACGUGUUAAUAGUAAGUUAAUCAUGGAAAAAAUCCAAGGCACUGUACUGCAAACAUAUCAUAAAAAUCCUAAAGAAGCCCGAAAGAAAUUUUAUUCGUAACUGUUAUUGUUUGGUAGCUUUAAAACUGUUCGUGUAGAAUACAAUGAGAAUCUAUUCCGUAAAAUGUUACAGCAAAAAAUGAAAUAUAUACAAAUAAAAUAAA
This is a messenger RNA of Topomyia yanbarensis, 3706 nucleotides long. RefSeq names its product acetyl-coenzyme A synthetase (gene AcCoAS). Gene Ontology annotation, molecular function: AMP binding; acetyl-CoA synthetase activity. Lineage: Eukaryota; Metazoa; Arthropoda; Insecta; Diptera; Culicidae. The record is from RefSeq and is a predicted model, not a curated record. Bases 433 to 2439 code for a protein of 668 amino acids. The transcript has 7 exons.